Molecule: messenger RNA, 3398 nt
Organism: Numida meleagris (helmeted guineafowl)
Lineage: Eukaryota; Metazoa; Chordata; Aves; Galliformes; Numididae
Exons: 5
Coding region: 349-1167 (272 amino acids)
Source: RefSeq, a predicted model, not a curated record
GGGCAGGCGGCGGCGCUGCUGCCGCGAGCGGGCCCCGGGGCCUCGGCCGGCGGGGGGCUUCGCCGGCCCUCAGUGAGCGUCCAGCAACGCGGUGCCUCCCUCCUUCCUGAAGCGUAGCGGGGAGAAAAGCAGGGGAAGUGCGGUAUUUAUUUCUGUGGGGCCUCGCUCCGCCCCGCAGCCCCCAGCGAGGGGCAGGACCCAGGGCACGGCUGGCCGCCGCCUCGCCCCGCGCCGUGCCGGGCGCUGGAUGCCAGCCCCGCCGCGCUGCCGCGAGCCCGGCGGCGGCGGCUCGGCGUUUGGAGGUGUGCGCGUGUGCUUAACCCCUUCUUGGCUCCUCGGACUUGUACCAUGCUGAAGGUCCUCACCAAAAAGCUCAGGAACCAGACUUUGAACGAAAUUCAGCCUUUCCAGCUAAAGAUCUCCUACCCCCCAAGUGAUGAGGACAGCGAUGACUCUGAGGGAGAGAACCAGGAACUUGUUCAGAUCGACAGAGAGAGAAGACGGAAUUGUACCUUGACCCCUCUGGCCACCAACCAGCUCCAGAACCAGGAGAACCAAUGCUGCAAGGUCCGGGCCCUUCUCCAUGCCAGCCUGGAUCGCCACAGCUCGGAAGAGGAGCUGGAGCGUAUCAACCGAGAGUUUGCCGCUGAGAAGCGGAAGUGGUCCCAGGUCAGCAGACUCGCGUGCUGCAGUGACAGCAACAACACCUCCUCCAGUGACGAAGAAGUGAAGAACUUGUGCGCCAUGUCCUUCCAGCCCGUUGCAGAGCAGGCUGAUGGUCUGCAUGCAAGCCCGAGCCCCGUGCUGUUCAGUGCCUCCCCUCCCAAGAGACUCCAGCCUCUGGUGCGGAACCCAGCCUCUAGACCUUUAAUCUUGACGAGUGUUGGGGCAGGCCUUGAGCAAGUCAUGCCAUGUAAGAGGCAUCGACAAGGAUAUGGGGAUAAAAUCUGCAGGCCCAGCCUUGACCUGGAAAAAAUGCAGCAGAAGAUGCUGCUGAAGAAGAAUUGUGGAAUGAAGACUAGAGUUAUUAAAAUUCGUAGCAUCAACGGAGGCCGCCCGCCGCCCCACUUUGUGUAUGAUCCAUCCACCUUUGCCUUCCGUUCCCUCAGCACCUUGAAGCCGCUGAGCCCAAUAGCUCCGGUGGAAGAACCGUCAUGUGCCUACUGAAGGAAUUUCUCCAAAAACCUCAGGAACUAUCAACCAACCGCCUGCCUGGCAGUGGGAAGGGACGUGGCGAUGCCCCAGGGGUUGGGUGGGGGAGAAGGGGGCAGUGACACAUCUUUGCAAUACGGUCUCCCUGGCAGCACAAAACAUACGGCUUUGCAGCAGUGACUGGUUUCAUACCAUUGGCACACCUGAGCAUUAGCAAGUGGAGAGAUUUUCUUUCAAGUGAAAAAUGACAGGCAACAAGUUCACAAAUUGCGAGGACAGCCACCAGGGCAAGCACAUGGAUGUGGUAGCUGAAGAUAUCCCUGAGGGGUUCAGGGACUAGCAUAGCAGCAGUGAAAAGUGGUCAGGUCCAAACAAUUUUCCAAGGGUACUUGGGUCUACAGUACUUUGUUGUAGACCUGACCAUUCUUCCACUGUAAAGAGAGUUCAGGACUGGAGACAGAGGCUAUACUGGGCUACCUGCAAAGAAAGAUCCCUCUCUGAGAUUGUUAGGAUUGUACUGAAUUCAGUCUUGCUUGAGUGAAGAUCCUGGGAGAGGGAUGUGGGCUGGGGUAACUAGAAAAUGUAGUUCCAUGUUCCGGCUAGUCUGCUGGAUCAGUAAUAUCAUAUUAAAUGAGAUCGCAAUGGGAAGCAUGAGUGUUCUGGUUAUACAGUGGGGGUUAAAAUAAAAUAAAGUUAUAGAAUUGAGGGUUUGUGUUCAGCCAUCCAAGGAAGCAGAGUGCCCACCUUCAGUACUCUCUUUGUAUCACCAGGGAGAUGAACAUGACUGUGCCUGUAUGCUCCUGGGUCUCCUGCCUGUUUUGGGAUAUGCAGCAUUUAUACAUAGCGUUGUCCCAAUGCUCUGCUGCACCUAUAGUGAUACUGAACACAACUGGCAUCAUCAAACUCAAUAAAUUGUCUCUAGCAAGUUGUCUGGUCCCCCUUUAGGCUGGCUGUUAAAUGCAGAUAGACCUCUGUUCUGUCCCAGUGGAGCAGGUAUUCCCGUAUGUAGCAUGGGGUGGAAGGAAGGAGACUGUUUUGUAGCUGUCUGUUGGGAGAAGAAACAAGAAAGUAGCUUCUCUAUUGCCGGUCCUGCCUCAGUUGGGAGCCACGUUAAGUCUUGUUACCACUGGAGUCUGUCCUAGAGGCACAGAUGUGCUUUGUGCUACAAGGUAGCAGUUAGCAGGAGAAGCUGUCACCUGUCAUAGUGAGGCAGAGGAACAAGGCAUUUCCUCUUGCUGCAUCUGAUAAGUCUUUAUUGCAAGUACCUGGUGGAGAGAGUAACCUCUUUGUCUCAGCAUUCCUCAGCUUGACUCUGCAUCUGGCUGAGUGCAAGGGGGAGUGAGUCAUUUACUUGUCUGGAUCAAGAGGAGCAACUGUGAAUAAUAACAUAAAAUCAGUUUUAUUUUUAAAUCUGCUCCACCAUAGGGGUCUUUGAUGCCACUCUUCGGAUGAGUACAGCUCUCAGUAGAAGACCACAGACUGAACCAGCACAUGCUGGUACUUUCUGUGCUAUGAGACCCUUGGGGAAAAGCCUGAAGGCCACCUAGGCCCAGGGACCUGAAUCCCCUAUGGCUAUUCCUCCUUCGCUAGCUGCCUCUCUCAGGCAACCAGAGUGGCUGGGCAAGGCAGUGAGGGGGUGUCCAGCCUGAUGCUGCCCAAGCUCUGCCUGCUCCUUGGCCCUAGGGUGUCACAGCUGGACCACUUCCUGCACCUGCACUGCUUCCAAAGAACCACUUUGGUUUGCUGGUGAGGUGCUUCAGGCAGACCAUCAUGGUUCCCUGCAUAAGUCCCUUCUCCUGACGUAGGCCAAUUCCUCUGCUGAUUCUUCCCACUCCUGUAGAGACUGCUUAUCUUGUUUUGACGGCACACCUCAGCUUUUAACUGCUGCCAGAUCAAGCUGACCAGGGCAGGACAAGAUGUGUCACUCCCUCAGACCAAGUGCCCGUGCUCAAGAGAAGGGACAGCUGCAGCCCGCUAGUUGCCUGAAAAGGCAUGUUCUUCAGGAGGAAUGCAGCCCUCAUGGCCCCUCACUUGUGCUUCUGAGGUGCUUCCCUGGAGCUCUGUUCCUGCCUGUCUGUGGAUGCUGCAGGCUGCCUUCCGUGGGGGCCCACAAGUGGGAAUGUGGAUGUCCUGCCCAUGUUGUUGCCUUUUAGUACUUUUUGUAACUUUUCUCUCUGUCUUUUCUUUUUUUCAAUCAGAAGGAAAAAUAAAAAUAAUGAAAUAAAGUGUAACAGUUGCUAUAUUCA